Ostreococcus tauri is the source of this 954-nucleotide messenger RNA. RefSeq names its product von Hippel-Lindau disease tumour suppressor,beta/alpha domain. Bases 1 to 954 code for a protein of 317 amino acids. Lineage: Eukaryota; Viridiplantae; Chlorophyta; Mamiellophyceae; Mamiellales; Bathycoccaceae. The record is from RefSeq and is a predicted model, not a curated record. The transcript has a single exon.
AUGUCCUUCGCCACGCGCCGCGUCGUCGCCCUCGCGACCUCCGUCGUGCUUCUCCUCCUCACCGUCGCCGACGCCGAGGUCGUGAUCAGCUCCGAGGACGUCACCGUCGCCGUCGCCGCGGAAGAACCUAGACGGCUCGAAGGCUUGACGCUCGAGCACGUGCUCGCGAAACACGUCGCGUUUCCCCGUGAAUCGUUGAUCGAACGCGCGAGCGACGCUCGGAACGACGGAGACGCGUGCGUGUCCGUGGAGGGGGUGACGUGCGCGGCGCUGCGAACGACGGAGGAGACGGACAAGGAUGCGGACACGGCGCUGCGACCGACGCGGACGAAACGCUCGCGCGUCUCGCUCGUGCGCCUGGAUGAUGUGGAGGAUUUGGUGAAGUAUUUCAAGUCGCAAGGAACGAUGGGGGAUGUAGGACGGAUCGCGGCGGCGGCGGACGACGCGAGCGCGGUGGGGGAACGGUUGAGCGCGUUGACGCGCGCCGCGGCGCAGGCGUUCGCGGACAUGAGCGCGGGCGGACGCGGAUCCAGCGGCCACGACGAGGAUGAGAAAGACGACGACGCGAGUGAUUCGUCGAUUUCGAAUGCACAGACGUCAUCGAUGGAGGAAACGCCGACGGAGACGACGCUCAGGCAAAAGUCAAAGAUUCCCAGGCGGUUGCGGGACACGGGCGGCUCGUUCGACGGUUCCAUGAAAUCCAUCCCCGGUUUGCGUCGUCGAACCGCGGUGUUUUACAACGCCCGCCCGAGCGCGGUGAGCGUGUACUGGGUCGAUUUCAACGGCCGAGAGGUGCACUACGUCGACGUGCACUCUCGACAUAAGGGCGUCGUGAAGUCGUUUCAGGGCCACGUGUGGAUCGUCCGCGAGUUCGAUUCGAGUCAGUUCAUCGCGCAAUACCUCGUCGGGGACGAGAGCACGCGCGCGCAGGCCUUCACAAUUCCCACCACGUAA